Mya arenaria is the source of this 9891-nucleotide messenger RNA. RefSeq lists its product as uncharacterized. The record is from RefSeq and is a predicted model, not a curated record. Bases 71 to 1636 code for a protein of 521 amino acids. Lineage: Eukaryota; Metazoa; Mollusca; Bivalvia; Myida; Myidae. The transcript has 9 exons.
AGCGCUAAUCGAUUCAAAGAUAGCAAAUACGAACAAUCAGGAGUGCUACAAGAAAAUAAACAGAUCCAAGAUGUUGACACACAAAGGUUUAAUUUGUUGUUUUGGAUUUAUUCUACUGCUUAAAUCGGGGAUUUAUUGUGCCGGUGCCAGUGAUGUGAGCCAAUGUCCACCACAUUUGUUACGGAAUCAGUACUUGCGACGCAAUGGGGACAAGUGCUACUAUUUUGAGACUCGGGAACUUGAAUGGAACCAGGCUCGAUCCAAAUGCAGGCAGUCAGGCGGAGACUUGAUCACAAUACGUAGUAGGGACGUGCAGAUCUUCGUAGAAGGGGUGUUACGUGAAAUAUGGAGGAAUAACGGGAUGUGGAUUGGAGCUCAUGAUCGCCACGAUGAAAUGAAUUGGAUAUGGGUCACGGGUCAAAAGGCGUACCGCGGCAGAGAAUUUGAAAAUUGGGACCAUGGUCAGCCGAGCUGCUUUCUCCCGAACUUCCUGUGCCACGAGGAUUGUGCGUGUCUGAGAAUUGACGAGGGCUACAAGUGGCAUGAUUAUUUGUGCUCCUCUGACUUAUUUAAGUAUGGAUUUGCUUGUGAAUAUGACGUUAUUCGUACACCGAAACCUCAACCACCGGCUGUUACUUCCCCCAUCAAACGCCUGACAACAACAACAACAACUACAACAACAACAACACCAGUGCCAACAACAACUACAACAACAACAACAACACCACCAACAACAACAAAGACCACCACAACGACAGCGGUACCAUCUAAAACUUCACCGGCGAUUCAAGUACAGACAUCCAAGGAUUUCAGCAAAUCCACUACCAUAUUGGACAGCUUGGUAAAAGACACUACCCUAAAGACUACAACUGAGAGGCCAGAUGUAGAAGAGCCAGUGGUGGGUAAUGCUGGACAGGUGGAGGCCAGUAAGAUGGAGGAGGACUCCGCAGGGAUCAAAACAGGGAGUCUGGUAGCACUGAUUGUGUCAUUUGUGCUCGUGUUCGUCGCUGGGCUGGUCAUUGGAUUAUUCUUCUGUAGGAGGCGAAGAAACAAGUAUGAAGAAAGCAUGGUUGUUGGUUUCAACAAUGUGCUGUAUGAGCCUGCCCUUACAUCUCCUCUGCAUGGCUCAAGGGUCAAGGACACAAAUAUAAUCUUGGCCACACACAGGAAUGAUGACCUUGACACUGACACUGAGUCAGAGCACAGGUAUGUGGACAUAGCUGACCUUGGAAAUGGUCCUUGUGGAUUAUCCAAUGUCAAGGGAGCUAAAUUUGUAGACCUUCCCACUUGUCAAGACAUAGACAAGGAGGCGGAGUCAUUUACAGUAAAUUGUGUCAAUCAAAACAUCUAUGACACAGUCAAAGACAGUUGGUCAGAGAAGGACGGUGAUGAGGAGGAGCCAAGUGCAGAAUCUAGGUCAAGGUCAAAUGAUGAGCCAGAGGGCGGAGUCAUUGGAGCGGAACAGGACGACGAGGAGUUUAGUGAAUUUGAGGGGGCAGCUGCAGAAAUGACAGGUGUGCCACCCCCUGUUCCUUGCAGGCACUUUGGGGGUACGCCCUUUUCUCCAGAAUUUCUGAAGAAAGAUACUGAUGUUUCCCAGGCUUACUCCAACAAUCUCUAUGGCUACCAUAAAUAACAUUAAUGCUUGGAACGUGUUGCCAUGGUGUUUCUGUAAAAAACAUGGGUUUAGUUUUUUCUCAGAAAGGUAAAAGUUGACCCUAUAUGUGGCUGGAGCUAAGUAGAAUUUGCAAUUUAUGUUGUUAGCUUUGAAGCGCUCAUUGAGUUGCAAUGUAAAAGAAAAAUGGAAUGCUGCAAAAAUUAAUAUUACAGAACACCAUUUCUGAGUUUUUGUGUGAUCAAAAUGUAUUGUUGUCCGUGGUGAAAGGCUCAUAUAUAAUGCUGACAAACUAUUUUUGGGUUUAUAUGAAAUGAAAGAAUAUGUGCCAACGUUUUGACUUGGCUUGGCUUGUUGUAAUAUAAGGUGCCAUCAUUUUCAUAGAAAUUUGAAUUUAUAGAUUUGUAAUCAUAAUUUGUAAUAUGUUGUUUAAACUUUUUUGUACCAUUUGUAAAACAUCUAUACAUUAAUUAUUCAAUGACAUUUGUAUCAUAAUUAUAUUAUAUUUUACUUACCUAAUAUAUGCUUUAAUUCUUCAGAAAAUAUUCAACUGUAUUUUGUAAACUUUUACAAUUUUUUUUAUACAAAUACCAGGUUGUCAUUGAACAUACUUUGUUUAAUCAGAAUCUAUACUCAGUAUUAAAACUAAAAUUCACUUUCUAAGAAUAGUUGCUUAUCAGGGUUAAAUGUUUAAUUUGAGUAAUUUCUGUAAAAACUCUAUUGUAAUUUAAUUGGUUGAUAUGUCAUUUUAAGCAGAAAAAAUCAAGGUAUUUGUUAUAGCCUUUUAUUAGCUUCCAUUUUUGCAGUGGAUUCAUGUCAAAACUUGAACCUUAAGCUUCACCUAUAAAUAAAUUAUUUGGCAAGUUUAGCCCCCUUUUUAGUGAAAUAAGCCUCUUAUUUGUGAGUUAAGCCCCUUUUUGGUGAGUUAAGUCCCCUAUUUGUGAGUUUACCCCUUAUUUGUGAGAUAAGCCCCUUAUUUGUGAGUUUAGCCUCUUAUUUGUGAGAUAAGCCCCCUAUUUGUGAGUUUAGCCUCUUAUUUGUGAGAUAAGGCCCCUAUUUGUGAGUUUAGCCUCUUAUUUGUGAGAUAAGGCCCCUAUUUGUGAGUUUAGCCUCUUAUUUGUGAGAUAAGGCCCCUAUUUGUGAGUUUAGCCUCUUAUUUGUGAGAUAAGGCCCUUAUUUGUGAGUUUAGCCUCUUAUUUGUGAGAUAAGGCCCUUAUUUGUGAGUUUAGCCUCUUAUUUGUGAGAUAAGGCCCCUAUUUGUGAGUUUAGCCUCUUAUUUGUGAGAUAAGCCCCUUAUUUGUGAGUUUAGCCUCUUAUUUGUGAGAUAAGGCCCCUAUUUGUGAGUUUAGCCUCUUAUUUGUGAGAUAAGGCCCCUAUUUGUGAGUUUAGCCUCUUAUUUGUGAGAUAAGCCCCUUAUUUGUGAGUUUAGCCUCUUAUUUGUGAGAUAAGGCCCUUAUUUGUGAGUUUAGCCUCUUAUUUGUGAGAUAAGGCCCCUAUUUGUGAGUUUAGCCUCUUAUUUGUGAGAUAAGGCCCUUAUUUGUGAGUUUAGCCUCUUAUUUGUGAGAUAAGGCCCCUAUUUGUGAGUUUAGCCUCUUAUUUGUGAGAUAAGGCCCCUAUUUGUGAGUUUAGCCUCUUAUUUGUGAGAUAAGCCCCCUAUUUGUGAGUUUAGCCUCUUAUUUGUGAGAUAAGCCCCCUAUUUGUGAGUUAACUCCCAUAUGCAUUAAUUAAGCCCCUUAUUUAUGAGUUAAGCUCCAUGUUUUUUAAAUAAGCCUCGUAUUUGUGAGUUUUAUCUGUUAAUGUUUUUUCUUGUUACUUUAUACAAGGUACAUAAAGAAGGCUUUAUUAAUGUGUAUUUGUUAUGUAUGUGAAGUAUAAAAUGUUUAUAUUUAUAAUUAUAUGAUUUAAGUUAAAACAUACAGGGAAUUAUAAUUUUAAGGAAUACUUGUCAGGUGUUUUCAAAUUUUCUUAUAUUUGUUUGUUAAUUGAGAGUUGUUUGUAAUAUUAAUCACAAUAUUUUUAUUGAUUCAAUUUAUAAUGACAGCUUUUGAAGUGAAAAGUUUUCGGAUCUAGUCAGGUUGUUGUUUUUUGGAUUUGAGUUCAAACUAAAUUGUCUAUGUUAUCAGAGUAGAAAUAAUAUAUAUUUGCCUAUCCUGAUAUUUUGAAGAAAAAAUGUCUGCCUAUUGUGAUAUAUAUAAAACCUGGGUGUCGCUGCCAGGCGUCGUUGUCAUGCAAAAUAUUAACUUUUCCCAUAACCCAAAAAUCGUUCAAGAUGUUCAAAUUGAAGAUGGCAGGUACACAUGUUGUCAGUGGCAUUACUUAUAAUGCAUACAUGCCAUAUUUCUGAGAGGCUCUACAUUCAUGAUAUAAGAAUGAAUACAGAAACACACACAAACCCUAAUUACAAUAUUAUUUUUUAAUUCCAGGGGAUAUGGAUCCCCCAGCGGGGGACCAGGGGCUGGGUCGGAAUUCCAGCAGAUUAUCCCCCCCGCUGGGGUAUAUAGCAUGUAUGCAUAUGUAUGGUAUUGUGCACAAUAUGAUUGGUUGAGCCCCUUAUUCAAAUGGAAAAUCAAGAACAGACAAACGUUUGUGUUCUCUCUACAGCGCUCUUGUUAAUAUCAACACCUGAAUGAAUUAAGUCUUAAAAAUUGUGUAACAAUCGAGCUAGCAAAACUUUAUUUGUUUGCAAUCAACCACAAGAAAUUGCUAGUAAAAUGCUUAUUAUAAUUUUUAUUUUUAGUCAAUUUGCUUAGCUGGUUGUGUAUGCCCGCAGUUAUAUGUAUGAGGGUCGUUCUGGAAGUUUACAGAACAUUAACUGAAAACCCCCCAAAUGCUUUUGUGUUGUCAUGGAUACCAGAGUUCUUUUUGAAGAGAUAGGUAACUUGCACCAAUUUUUAACCAUCAAUGGAGAUCAGCUUUAAACAUAAAUUGUUCCAGUACACAAACACAUUCAACAACAUUAUUCUUGGGAUAAAAUUUCUCGGAACUUUCUGGACUACCCUCUGUGUGUGCAAAAUAAGACGAAUGUUGCAUUUUUUAAAUUUUUGUUAACUUCUUCCAUUUUUAUUUAGACUAAGUAUUACUUGUCAAAGUUAUAUGAUUUGAAAUAUUAAUGAAUAUUUAACACAUCUUACCGGUAGAAUAUUUAUAUUUUUUUAAUUUCUGUAUUUUCUUGGAAAUGUUUGUUUUGAAUGUCAUUUUUCGAUUAUAAAUGAAUUAUUUUACCAGAUGUAGUUCUAAGAUGUUUCAUUAUAAGUGAUCUCAAGCGUUAGAAAAUAUUAGUUUGUAUAAAAUCGUAUCUACUUAGACCUUCAAUGAUUUUAUUUUUUUACUGGAAGUAAAUUUCCAUUCUUUUCAUUCCAUGAGUUGCCUACCAAACAUUUUCAAACACUUUCAAAUUUGUGUGUUUCAAUUUGAAUUAUAAUGUAUAUUAAGACACACCAAAGAGUUCCUGACUAUAGUUUUAAGCGUCAUCUCACGGGUAAUGUUUUCAGUGUUCAGAAUGGAAACAAACCUAAAUAUUAAGUCUGAAUAAAGAAAAAAAUAUUGUUUUUUUAGAUCAUGUUAAAAUAUUAAUCUUAAAAUACCAAUGAUCAGAUUCAAGAAAUAUAUCAUGUCUAUGCUCAAGAUGUAGGUGAGAGGGGUCUAAUUAUUGAGGUGUCCGUCUCUCACUCGAGAGGUUGUGGGUUCAAGCCCUACCUUGGUGAGAGUAGUCUAAUGAUUAAAGUGUCCGUCUCCCACUCGAGAGGUUGUGGGUUCGAGACCCACCUGGGUGAGAGGGGUCUAAUGAUCUAGGUGUCCGUCUCUCACCCAAGAGGCUGUGGGUUCAAACCCCACCUGGGUGAGAGUGGUCUAAGGAUUAAAGUGUCUGUCUCUCACCCAAGAGGUUGUGGGUUCGAGCCCCACCUGGGUGAGAGGGGUCUAAUGAUUGAGGUGUCCGUCUCUCACCCAAGAGGUUGUGGGUUCGAGCCCCACCAGGGAUACUUUCUCAUGGUCGCUCAAAAUGGACACCUGUACUGGUUUCUACUUAGGAAAUGCAUGAGAAAAGAUUUUCCUGAUUCCAAUCCAUUAUCCUAUAAUCUUUUUGUACAGUGAUGAUCACACACCAAUCAGGUAGCAGAAGAGUUCAUGCUUAGUUUGUUCUAUGACUUAAAUGUACUCGCUCAUAUUUUUGUAAAAUGCACUUUUUUGUAAGACGAAAUAAAGUGUGGCAAAUCAUUGGAAGUGUUUAAACUAAGAUACCAAAAGCGUGAACCCAUCAGCAAAUGUUGAUAUUUGCUUAAAUACCGUCUUUGAAGACCACAAUUUUUAAAUAGCAUUUACAACUCAAUUGGUCACUUAAUAACAGCUUUGUUGUUGCGUGAUUGGUUCAUUUACAUUAUCACAUGAUGUUAUCAAUGUAUUGUUAAGAGGUAAAAAAAUCCACUACUUUUGUUGACAUUCUGGUGAGCUUGUGGUUAAGGUCUUGUUUUUCUAGUUUUUUCUUGACUCUAUGGGCGUGGGCUUGCACCCCACUUAAACCAAAAUACUUUUUUUAGAUAAUAACUAUUUUUUUCUGCUGUUUCAAUAUCAUGGUAUAAAAUAAUGGUAAAAUUAGUGUUUUCAAAGCAUUAAAGUGAGCGAGUACCUUAAAGCUAUUUUGUGAAACUCUGUCUAGGCUGUAAAAAGCUCAUAGCAAAAUUGCUGAGAAAUAAUUGUUUGCUUAUUAUUAUAUAAGUAAUUGGUCCUCUUCAAUGUGUGUUUCUAAUUUUAAGGUUCCACUGUCAAUCAUAAUGAAAACUAACCUUAUCUUAAUCCAGACAAAAGAAUUGUGUUUUUUAACCUGUGUAUUCAAGCAGAUGUUGGCCUAAUGUAGAUACAUCUAAAUAUCAACUUAAUCAAGAAUGCAUAAGUGUAACAUAGUUUUUAAGAAUUUUGUACUUUCAGUUUCACUUUUAAACUUGUUGCUAUUUAUAACCUACUGCAUGUGUAAAGCUGUUUUUUAAUCAGCCUCAAUCGUGCAUCUUUAAUGUUUAUGAUUUAAAUACACUCUUUACCCUCUGAUAAAGUAAAGGGUUUAAAAAAAAUCUUGUAUGACUCACCCAUUAAAAAAAAUUAAUUAUUUAUAUAUAUCUAUGUAACAAGUUUUAUGUGAAAAUCUAAUUCAAGUUUAGCUACUAAGUGACUGCCGGUACUUUAUACUAAUAAGGCGAUUAUAAAAUUUAUAAAUGACAAUAUAUAAAGUAUAGCUUUAAAAUUCAGAAAAAAAUAUAUCAUAAACUGAAGAAAAAAAUGUCAAUUUUACUAUGUUUGGAAUUUUUUUGCAGUAAUGUACAUAUCUUUUGAUUUACCCAUGAAUUGUAUUUUUGUUAUCAUUUUUUUUGUCUUUUUAAUAUUCACCCUAACAAAUAUCUCAUUACAUUACAUUAGUAAAGGACUUUCAAAUAUGUAUUAUAUUUUAAGAUGUAACUAUUCAUUUACUUUGUUUCUUCUUUCACAACCUAUAUUACACAAUCCACCUGACUCGAAUUUUGUUAUUAUCAUCGGAGAAAAAAAAUUCUGAACUUAUUUUUUAUUUUCCUUUUGAGAACACCUUUUGUUUUUAUAGUUUCUUGAAUAAGAAAAAUGCUUAAAUGUAUUGACUUUAUAGAGCCCUAUAGUUAAGGUACUAAAAAAUAGAUUAGAUUAGCUUUGAAAUCAGAAACAAAGAAUUAUUUGUUUGGCCUAAUAUCACUCUGGAAUAAAAGAAAUAUAUUCAUGUAUUUUAUGUAAUUUCAUAAUGAUAAGUAAAUUAAGUAUACCUGGGAACAGUUUCAUCAAGAAUUCAAGGAACUAUUCAAUACCUAGGAAGGCAGGGUUUUUCCACUUUUAAGGGAAUGGUGGCAGGGCCCUUAAAUGAUAGUAGAAAAAUAGCUUCAUUUUGGCUUUUGAAAAAUACUUAUAUGAUUCAUUUAAUGUUCAACUUGUUGUCAAACCAUUUACUCAACAAACCUUAAUAUAUCAACAUAUUCAUGAAUGGCACUAAAUCACUAUAGUUGCUAAAUGAUUAAAUGAAUACAGGUCAAUUCUCCUUAAAAAAACUCUUUUAUUUUAUUUGGGGGUGGGGAGAUUUUUUUAAUCUAGGUUGGAAAAACAUAUAACCUUUAUCAGGGGCCAAAUUUCAGCCCCCAAUAUGGUCUGAAAAAACAACAACACUGAAAGGAUUUUAAACAGUUGAAAAUCUCUCCUAGGUAUAAAAUUGCCCCCUUGAGAUUCUUGAUGACAUUGGCCCCCAGAUGCAUUAUACAUGUACACAUUACCUUUUCUUGACGGUAUAUAUUUUCAAUGAGAGUUUUAUCAAAUUUGUUUUCACUUUUCGAACUUCAAAAGUCUUGGUGCGUAUGCACUUGCUUGCUUACUUUAGCUAUGUGAAUUUCUUGUAAAUAAUAUAGUUGUGUAAUUUCAUUGCUUUUUGUUAGUAAUAUAUCAUAGAAAUAAUUAUGUAUGUAUGUUUAAUAGUCGAGAUUGUAUAUAAGAGGAUCUCUGGCAUAAGUAUUCAAGCAUUUUAGAAUAUGUAAUCUAACAUUUAGCAUUUGUAUGAAAGUUGUAAGUAGAUUUUAUAUUCAUUUAGAGCAAAUCAUAAAGAAGACCAUUUCAUGAGAUUUGCAAGUUUCUGAAGUGAGCAGAAUUUUAUUAGGCGUUCAUUCUUUUUAUCUGACCUACCCUAACCUUUUGCCCCCAAUCCUAAUUUUGUUUAAGCUUUUGAUAAAUAUUUUAUGCCAAUGAAAGUUUUCACAUUUUGGGUGUAUAUUUCUGGAAGAUUAUUGCACAGCAAAGAAAGUGUGAAAAUAAUUAUUUGACACAGUUUGAUUUCACUAAAACAGUUCCUGUCCUACCUAACCUAUCUGAUCAAGGCACUUUUUCGAAAACAAACUAAUUAAAAAGAAAUUGGCCUUAAAGCAAGAUUGGUCACGGUUGAUGUCACUUUACCACAUCCAUCACAGGGAUAGCGAAUAAUUAUAUUCGAAAAUUUCUCAUGUUCAGUGCUGUUGACCAGCUGAGGGCUUUUGCAUUAAGAAUUACAAGAGAAAUACAUAAUAAAGAGGGUGCAACAUCUCUUUUGACCAAUCAAAUUAUAAGAAAUUCUUUCACAAAUCUCAUGAAAUGGUCUCGCAUAUCCUCGUGCCAAAACUUGCAUGCUUUUUGUGAUCUUUUUCUUCUUCCAAUUUAUUCUUAUCAGAUAUUAAGCUUGUCUUUUUUUUCCGAUAAACAUUUGAGCUAUUGUGGUAAUGUCAUAGCCUUGGUGUUGUUGCUGACGUGCAAUAACAUUAACUUAAGCCAUAUCUAAAAAACAGUUUAAAAAUAUUGCCAGAAACUGGACACACAUGUUGCCGGAGAUGAUUUCCGCAUGUAAGCCAAGGCCGAUAACUCUGGCUUUAAUAAUUAUAAAUUAUCGCUAGGUUUUCCACUGAACAAAAACAGACUAGUGUUGGGAUUCCCUCCGCGGUUCUCUUGGUCUUUCCUCUUGUGAUUUUUUGUUAUAUUUAUCUAAAAUUUUAAGAUAUAAAAUUUUAAGAUUUUCAAAUUUUAGAGAAGAAUUUGAGGUUAGUUACAUGUUAACGGUCUAUUGGCAUCUUAUUAGCGAUCUUAUCGUACAGUCACUUUUUUAAAUUAAUAUUUUUGAAUAGUUCUAAUAUCUAUUUCGAAACUUAGUUAAACAAGCUUUAUUGGUCAGCCUUGGGACAGUUAAUAUCAUUAUACAAGUUCAAACUUUUAAUUUGAUGUGUGAUACUCACUAAAAACAUAAUUGAAAUUCUUAAUCGUAACGAUAUUUUGUGGUACACUUGUUAAUUAAUUGACCCUACUGUGGCCAUAUUAUUACGAAUCGUAUCAUAUGAUAGCUUUUUCAAAACAAUUUUUAUAUGUAGUAAUAAUAUCAUUACGGGAAUAAUAAUUGGUCAGUUCAGACAAAGUUUAUUGAAACAUUUGAUUUAAUUUGUGACAUUGACUUAAUUAUUUACAAAGAUCAUUGAUCGUAUUGUACGCUCAUUGAGAUUAUGAACCCUCUAUCUUAAAUUAAUCCAUGAUCUGUAUCAAGAUAUUGUUUAAUAAUAAUCUUACUCCUUUACUGUUAACAAGAUUAUGUAUUUUAUCCUUUAUUAAUCCAUUUAUUUGUAGCAAUAAAGAAAUAAUUUCUUUCUCUGUCUUUGAUGUAACAAUGAAGUAAUGUAUUAUUAUUUAAUGUAUAAUGUAUUAACUUGGCAAUAUUAAAAAUUGUUCGCAUUAUUUACAACAUUUUCUAAUAAAUGUUUAAAGAAUAA